This is a messenger RNA of Cryptomeria japonica (Japanese cedar), 2028 nucleotides long. RefSeq lists its product as uncharacterized. The record is from RefSeq and is a predicted model, not a curated record. Bases 16 to 1944 code for a protein of 642 amino acids. The transcript is spliced from 3 exons. Lineage: Eukaryota; Viridiplantae; Streptophyta; Pinopsida; Cupressales; Cupressaceae.
UACUAACCACAUCUGAUGAGGAGUUUGAUAAUUGCUCGUCGCACGCGGGUCCUGGCGCCUUCUAGACUUGGACUAAGAAUUAUUGAGGCUCAUGGUUGUCAUUUAAUUCAUGUAAUUAGCGAAGCAUCAGGAGAUUUGGUCUGGCUUCGCUGGUUUGAUAUCGGGCAGACAAAUAUUCAGUCAAUAAUUCCACUAAAAAAAUUGAGGGUUCUAGAACUAUGUGAAAAUUGGAGGCAGGCAGAUCAUCGCUUACUAGAGCUUUGGGUGGAUGACUGCGAUGCUCCUUUACAGUUAAGAGAGUUGAUUAUUUCUUAUUGCAAAGAAUUCAGAAGAUUUCCAAACUCAAUAGGACGCCUCAAGCAAUUGAGAAAAAUAGUCCUGGAUUCGACGAAGCAUUUGGAAAGUCUUCCAGAAGAAUUCUGCCAACUACAAUCGCUGGAGCACCUGGAAUUAAACAGUUGUGAUGGGUUGUCAUCACUACCGAACAGUAUGGGUAAUUUGAGAAAACUACGGCAUCUAAGUUUGUUGGGGUGCAAGAAAUUGGGGAGGUUACCAGAUUCUUGUAAGGAGUUAAGGCUGCUGCAACAUCUGAGCUUAUCCAGCUGUCCUAAUGUUACCUUUAUGUCGGACAUUAUGGAAAACAUGUCAAAUCUAGAGUAUUUGAGUUUAACAUGCUGCUAUCAAUUGGAAGAGUUGCCUCGUCACAUCACAAAUCAGGUGUCCUUGAGAGAGCUCCAUUUAGAACAUAUGUGGAACUUAAGGGAGAUACCAGUGAAGAUUGAUCAACUGAACAAGUUACAAAAACUGUGUGUCGGGGGUGAUUUAUUGACAAGCUUGCCAGCCUCCCUCGGAGAUUUGUCUUCCUUGACUGCACUGGAAAUUACUAAUAGCACCAGCAUGGAAUGUUUACCAGACUCUUUGGGGCGCCUGAGUCUCUUAGAGAGAUUAGAGAUAGACGAUUUGGGAGUGAAAUCUUUACCAGAAUCAAUUAGUCAGUUGACUAAUCUGGAAAGUCUGUGGAUAUGUCGCUGUCCAAUCAGCGAAUUGGAUCUUGGAGUGGGGUCUUUUAGUUCUUCCUUGUCCAAGCUUAAGACGAUAGAACUAUCAGAUAAUGAUCUAUUGUCCAAGAUCUGUAUCUCAAAAGACUGUUGCGCUGGCCUUGAGACUCUCACAGUUGAAAAGAAUAGAAAUCUAACGGAGAUAAAAGAGCUGCCAAGUUCGGUCAGAAAUCUAGUUAUAACUAGAUGCCCCAAGUUGUCUGCGCUUCCCAGUUUUGCAGAAUUAACUUCUCUUCGAGAAUUUGAAAAGAUAGGUUGCUACCAAGUUAAGAAAAUUGAAGGUUUAAAUCAUUGUAGAGAAUUGGAGGCGCUGAAAGCAUAUACAUGGUGGGAGAUGCCGAAUAUAGAAAGCCUGGAGUACAUGGAAAGAUUGAGGGUGCUGCAUCUCACGGGAAUGAGGAAAUCAGUUGUUGAAGGUUGCAUUCAGAGCAUGGAGAAAUGGCCUGGCGAAAUAAAAGUUUCAACGCGAGCAGUGCGUAAUGCAGCCUCACUUGUAAAUUCCUUAGCCAUUCCUACUCUCUCUGUCGUCGACUCCUGUUCUAACGUGCAAACUGAAAGAAAGCAAGGACCUAAAUUGGUGUUUGAGCAACCCACCAAUGGCAACGCAAUUAUUGUUUGUUUUGUAGUAAGGACUCCAGGUGGGGCACAGAUGAUUGGAGUUAGUGGAGAUUCAUUCAGUACAUUAUCAUCUUAUGCGAAGGUGGAGGAAGGGGCAUGGGUAUGGAUAGGUCUGUUCACACAACGUUCUAAAUGGUACACAUCAAACGCCUACGAGGCACGUUUUUCAGGUGAAAAUGGCAUGGUGGAGAAAGGAUUGGUUGCGAUGGUAGAAGAGGAUAGAGUUACAGAGGUUCUGCGCCGCCUAUUGGGGGUGAUGGAAAUAUGAUUUUCGUACAUUGAAGUGUAUAGAUUUAAAUAAUCCUUCGUAUUAUGUAGAAAGGAUAUGAAACAAAUUAAUAAUUGUUUUACA